Messenger RNA from Dacryopinax primogenitus, 2078 nucleotides. RefSeq names its product DEAD-domain-containing protein. The transcript is spliced from 7 exons. The coding region runs from base 248 to 1564 and encodes 438 amino acids. Gene Ontology annotation, molecular function: nucleic acid binding; ATP binding. NCBI's taxonomy places the organism in Eukaryota, Fungi, Basidiomycota, Dacrymycetes, Dacrymycetales, Dacrymycetaceae. The record is from RefSeq and is a predicted model, not a curated record.
GGACGAUGAUGGGUCAUUCGAAGGCUUCGACGAUAUUCAACCAGCCACGAGAGUUCCGAAUGACGAAGUAGACGAUAAUUCAGAUGAUGAACCCGAUUGGAACCCCGGGCAAGUUGCAGCCCCUCUACCGCGCGUCUCUCGAAUACCGCACAGCACUCUGGCCCCAAAGAGAACACAUACAUCUCCCUUAGAAUCAACGUUCGAAUCGCUUGGAGUAUCUGCAUCACUUAUAAGGGCCUUGAGAUCCAUGUCGAUUAAAGUACCUACGGAAAUUCAAGCGGCCUGUGUGCCUCCAUUGCUAAGAGGCGAGGACGUCAUUGGUAAUGCAAAGACGGGCUCAGGAAAGACGAUUGCGUUUGCUCUUCCAAUUUUGCACCAAUUGUUACUAGAUCCAUAUGGCAUCUUCGCCCUCAUUCUCACACCCACGAGGGAACUUGCCUUCCAGAUUGCGGAUCAAUUUGCGGUGCUUGGAUCUCCCCUCAAUGCUCGUACAGCUGUCGUAGUUGGAGGAAUGGACAUGAUGGCACAAGCUGCAGAGAUGCGUUCUAGACCCCACAUUGUGGUUGCCACCCCUGGUCGUCUGGUCGACCUGAUGCGAAGCGGCAGUGGGGAAUGGUCCUUGGGGCGCGUAAAAUUCCUGGUGCUUGAUGAAGCGGAUCGACUGUUAACUUCAACAUUUGCAGCCGACCUGCAAGAUCUGUUUGCAGCGAUGCCAUCGGAACGUCAGACCGCACUCUUCACGGCCACGCUCACUCCGGCCAUUGAAGCUUUGUCAGAAGCCGAACCUCGACCUGGGAAGAAGCAACCGUUCAUCCAUCGUGUUCUGUCAAAUACCGAGACUGUCGAAACCCUGAAGCAGCACUACCUCUUAUGUCCGCCACAUGUCAGAGAACUCUACCUGUAUUAUUUGCUUUGCAACCCGCCCGAGUCCAUAUUGCACCUCAGACGGGAGCCUCCACCAGCAAAAGGAUCGAAGCAUUCAUCGAAAAAGUCAAAGAAAGAGAAGGAGGAAGAUGAUUUUCCAAUACCCCCUCCACCGACGAUCAUAUUCGUUACUCAUCCGAGAACGGCUGCAAGGCUCACACUUACACUUCAGCAACUCGGUCUACCGACCACUUCUUUGCAUUCGCAUCUGACGCAACGCCAGCGAUUGAAUUCGCUCGGCUUAUUCCGUUCACGCACGAUACCCAUAUUAGUAGCUACGGACGUAGCAAGCAGAGGUCUGGAUAUCGAGGAUGUGGCACUGGUCAUCAAUUGGGACAUGCCCGGCGAAGGACACGAGGAAGAAUAUGUGCAUCGGGUUGGUCGAACAGCUCGUGCCGGGCGAGGAGGUGUGGCAGUGAGUUUCGUGGGUGGAGAGGAAGACGGCGAGGAAGUGAAACGUAUCGAACUGAGAAUAAAGACACAACUUACAGAGCUUUCCCUGCCUGAGGGGAAAGUGCUGGAGCACCUCAACCUCGUCUCAACUGCCAAACGGGUGGCCAACAUGGAGUUGCACGACUCCAAAUUCGGCGAGCGCGAGGCCAUACGACGGAAGAAGCGUGCCCGACUCGAGAAGGUCUAGACUCAUCCUUCUGUGUCUCGUAUGCUGUCGUCGAGUUUUCUGGAACGCUGGAUAAAAUGAACUUGCAGUAAGGGGCAAUUCCGACUUCGGGCCUGAUAUGGCAUUGGCUUGGGAACUGAGGAACGACGAACGGCCGCGGCCGAGUUGCCCAUGGCGUGGGGCAAAGGCCGGUGUGGCAUACGGAAGUUUAUCCGAGCAAUGUCAUACCGCACGGAGGAGAAACACUCCAUUUGAUGGCCAGCGGGGACCACACAAAAGUCAAAUCGGUGCCUUUCCUCGAACAUUCUAUGAGAUGUUCAAUUUGAGUAUCUCGUAUCGCGGUAUCGCGGUCGCGCCGACCUGCCCCAUCUGUCACAAAUUCCGUUGGCCGGCUGUAUCCGAACGAUCGAAGUACGGUCAGAAGACUGUCUGUUCGUUGUCAACAGAAUCUAAGGCAGUUGAGAAGUCCUGCACUUGGGAUAUCCAUAGACACGUUGCAGAGGCGUGGCAGCUGGGACCAUACGCGAAAUAAAAC